UUAACAUGAUGUAACGUCGUUUUGUAAUGGAUGACGAMGGACCCAUUAUGGCUGCACACACAGACAACUGGCAUGUGAAAUGGAUUGGACAACAUAGAUAAGAUAUCUUCCAUAUUGCAUUUUUAAACCACUACCCAGUGGACUGGUAUCUGUGCAACAAAACAACACAAUGACAGCCCGUACAGCAGAGGUGCUGCUCAGGUGGGCCCUGCGGAUAUGCAACCACCGACGUCCAUGGCAACCCCGUGGCCCUCAGAUGAUGAUAGAGAGCUUUGACAGAGGACUGUCUCAUAUCUGGAGCACAGGACCAAGUCAUAGACCGUUGGCUGGACUAACUAUAUACAACGUGAGGUAUUACUCUCAGGGUAAAACAUAUGGGCAGGACGUGGUGGAAAGAAAGCAAGGCAACUCCAUACAGACUCAGAGCUCUGAAACCUGGUCUUCACAAAGUCGGACAUCCCCUGACCAGCCAGCCAAAAGGGUGCCGUUUUAUGACCAGCUGAGGGAGUGCGGUUCCCCCUCGGAUGUGCUCGACUUGGCCGGCCAGUACACAGCCACACACCGGCGGGUGAGCAACUGCCUGACGCGCUGCUGGGAGUCCACCAAGAAGAUGUCGGAGGAGCAGCGACGCUACGAACUGCGCAUUAUGUUCGAGCACGCUGGCUUCGAGGAGCUCCUCCAGAGGACCAUGCAGGACGCGCGGCACAUGCGCAGCGAGGACCUAGCCUACAGCCUGCUGGCCACAGUCAAGCUGGGCGUGCCGCAGCGCAGCCGCGUGGUCCAGACCCUCCUCCGAGUCUGCCAGGAGAACCUCAAUGAGUUUGAUGAGAAGUCCCUGUCAGUGCUKGCUUCCUGUCUGGAGCACCUGGAGAGCAGCCCCAAUGGGGACGCACUGAAGGAGGGAGUCAGGCUAAUGAUCGAGGCUCUACUGCCGAGCAUCCAGAACGUCAUGUCCCUGCAGACCUUGAUGCGCCACAUGGGCCGGGAUACCCCGGUGGACAUGAAGAAAAAACUGGAGAGAAAGGCCCUGUCAUUGGCAAACCAGUUCACUCUUCCCAACUCCCAGUAUAUGAUCACUACUCUGGCCUCUAUGGGCUUCUGUUCCAAGCCAUUGUUGGCCAUCUGCAGCAGAAAGAUUGCAGAGCACGUCCACGGAGUCCCCUUCCACCGCCUGGUGAAUGUGCUGAGGGCCUWUAAGGAGCUGCACUCCAGAGACGUGGCCCUGUUCACCGCCAUCUCUGACUACGUGGCCUCCAGCAUCGCCAUGUGGAACAACAAACAGUUGAUUCUCUUCCUGUCUGCGUUUGCGGAUCUAGCGUUCUGCCCCACGGCCAUGUUGGACGCCUUCGCAGAGAGAGUGACUAAGAACCCGGACGCCCUGGGGCUCAAUGACGUCCUCAGCGUUCUGAAGACCUACUCGUCCCUAAACCACAACCUACAGGGCUACAGAGAGCCGUUCCUGGAGGGCAUGACCCACGUGGUGGUGUCCUACCUUCCCAAGAUGGCUGCCUCCGAGCUGCUGAAGGUGGUCUACUGCCUGUGUCUGCUGGGCCACUUUCCUGCCGCCCCAUUGGAACAGCUGCUGCAGCAGGAGACACUGAAGGAGAUCAGUGCCAGAGGUGGUCGGCUGCAGAAGGUGAUGGAAAAAAAGCUGCAGAUGGUGGACCUGUGUCUCAGGCUGGACCGACCUUCUCUCCCUAAGCCCCUGACCGUCCCUCCCGAGGCUCUGGGCUCUCCAGCCCCUAACGACCUGUCCAUUAACGCAGGGCUGUCUAUGACCCUGCAGAGCAUCGCCCAGGAAGGGCUGCUACAGGAGGGUGUGAUGGUUGAAGGCCUAUACUUCAUAGAUGGUGUGAUAACCCAACCCRAACCUCUACAAGAAGCCACAGGAGGGAGGGCACCAUCUGAGGGCGAGUUUCCUCCACCUGAGCACAGUCAAAGAAUUGCAGUGUUCUGCGCACCCCCGUCCUCUUUCUGUUAUGGUACCUCCCGUCCCCGUGGCAACCUGGCUAUCAAGAUGCGUCAUCUGACGGUCCUAGGAUACACCCCAGUCGUGGUGUUGGAGCACGAGCUGGACAAUCUGUCCGAAGAGGAGAGAACAGAGUUCCUCAAAACACGGAUCUUUCCAGAASAGGAGAGACCUGCUAACGUCGAACAGAUGACAGACUGACGGACAUGGAGAGAGCGGGGACAUGGCUCGUUCAGUCAAGAGAACCYCGACCUGGUUCUGUGGUCAGUCUGGUCACGAUCCGGUCCUGUCAUUCGUUGCACAGGAACUGCUGGUAUACUGAAUUGACUACAUGAAGACUGUUGUCGAAUAUCUCUGAGUGUCUGGACUAUACAGUUCACUGCGUGAUGUCUCACUAUUUAACUAGAWAGUAAAUGGGAACAAACUCCCAUCUGUGUCAUUGCUCCUCAUAUUUUUGAAGGAAUCUGUGUUGGAGCGUAAAUGUUCCAGUUUAUGUUUAAGUAAGUUCAAUCCUGUUGAAGUAACUUAACUUUAAGUAACAUAACUUUAAGCAUCUUAAUACCUCUCAUGGGUUAUUCCUAAAUAGUCUAAAUUCAUAUCCUCGCCUCCUCUCCUUCACCUGCACUGACCUGAAGGAACUGACCAGCCUGACCAGAGGAAGGAAAGGAGACGAGGAGAAGAAGCUACUGUCGACUAUUGAGACAGAGCCGUGUUUCUACUGGGUUUGUGUGUCUCAUUUAGAAUACGUCACUUGAGAU
Messenger RNA from Salvelinus sp. IW2-2015, 2727 nucleotides. RefSeq names its product FAST kinase domains 2 (gene fastkd2). Gene Ontology annotation, molecular function: RNA binding. Gene Ontology annotation, biological process: mitochondrial RNA processing; regulation of mitochondrial mRNA stability. The record is from RefSeq and is a predicted model, not a curated record. Lineage: Eukaryota; Metazoa; Chordata; Actinopteri; Salmoniformes; Salmonidae. Gene Ontology annotation, cellular component: ribonucleoprotein granule; mitochondrial matrix.